Messenger RNA from Durotheca rogersii, 728 nucleotides. RefSeq lists its product as uncharacterized. The coding region runs from base 16 to 336 and encodes 106 amino acids. The record is from RefSeq and is a predicted model, not a curated record. NCBI's taxonomy places the organism in Eukaryota, Fungi, Ascomycota, Sordariomycetes, Xylariales, Xylariaceae. The transcript has a single exon.
GCCAGCUGCGCGACGAUGCGCCGCUUGCGCGCCGCGAAGGGCGCCGGCUCCGGCGGCAGGGAUGCCGUCGUCGCCGCCGUCGGCGGGCGGUGUCGGUCCGGGGACAUUGCGCGUUGCGUCUUUCUCUUUCUCUUUCCCUCUCCCUAUCUCUCUUUUUUUACUUCCCGCCUCCUCGGAGACUUCUUCCCGAUCCCGGUCCCGGUCGCCUUGCUAAGUUUUUUUCUUUCUUUUUCUUUCACACCCCUCUCUGUAUUGCCAGGUGAGAGAAAUACGAGUUUCAGAAAAUUAACUUUAUUAAACUUUCAAAAACGGAGAGUUUCCGGCGUGGCGAGGUGACGCAACCCAAGCCAGCCAGAUAGUUACCCCGUUACCUCGUUCGAGAUUGCCGGGCUGUGCGGUAGACCCCACGUGCGUGCGUGCAUGCGGAGAUCAGCAUCGAGGAAUCGUAAAGGAGCGGAUCAGAGGGGCUGACAAUCGAUCAAUCACAAUGCGAUUGUGUCGCGAGAGGGCGUCUUGUCCUCGAUAGGAAGCUGGGGAGAGGGGAGGGGUUGUGCAGGCGGACGCGCGAAACGUCUAUCCGAGGUGUGGAGAGGAGGGAAACAACACCUUCACGGUCACGCGAACAUCGUUAAAUGUGGAAAAGCGAGAACUAGCUAAAAGGCAUGACGACGAGAAAAGAUUAUCAAGGGCACACACUAUCACAUAGUGCAUUUGCAUGUAAAUGAGCG